Messenger RNA from Cylicostephanus goldi, 588 nucleotides. The record is from the annotation of a GenBank genome assembly. NCBI's taxonomy places the organism in Eukaryota, Metazoa, Nematoda, Chromadorea, Rhabditida, Strongylidae.
AUGGAUAAAGCACUACUUUUCCUGGCUAUUAUUGUUGCCGUUAUUACCGCCCAUAGCGAAGAAGGCGGACAUUCGGAAGAGGAUGACUCUAACGACGAACCCGAUGAACAACUCUUUGAGGGAGAAGGAGGCCAUCAUGAGGGAGAAGGAGGCCAUCAUGAGGGAGAAGGAGGCCAUCAUCAUUCACGUGUACCUCCCCCACCACCAUACCUCCGCAAUGUGACAAAAAAAGCUCGAAGAGAGUACAUUACAAUUUUAAGGAACAUGUCUCUAACUAUCUCCGAACAAGAUCGCGAAACUCAUGCUUGGGCGGAAAAAUAUGGAGUUGCGCAAGAAUUUGCUGAGUUCAAUGCUGACAUGAUUCAAUUGAAAGAAGAAGUGAAACGUAAUGUAACACAGCUUGUCUCUGAACUGCCGCAAGCAGUAGAAAAAGCCUUCGAAGUUAUGGGAAAUAAAAACCAAACUUUCGUACAGCUUUUGCAGGCUUUUGAAAGUCUCACAAAAAAGAACCCACCUGUAAGUAAUAGGAUAAUUACUUGGUUGACAUUUACCACAGAAGAUUCUGUUUUCAGCUUUACCGCACUGUAA